Vitrella brassicaformis is the source of this 369-nucleotide messenger RNA. NCBI's taxonomy places the organism in Eukaryota, Vitrellaceae. The record is from the annotation of a GenBank genome assembly.
AUGACGACCAGCACAGCCCGCUCAUCGUCGCUGUUCCGCUUCCCGAGAGUCCCCACGCCACAGCAGUCGUUCGCAGGCCUUCCGCCCCCCAUCGCCUUCACGCCGGAGCAACAGAAGCACCGCACACGCAUCGGGAUGGUGAACUGCGACUUCUUGCAGUUCUGCAAGAAGGACCAGAAAGGUGGCUGGCGCUACUGCUUUAUGCGUCACGAGAAGUGCCUCAAUGGGGAUCUGGAUGCCAUCAACUGGACACCACCCCCGCGAGGCAGCAUGGGCAGCACAGCUCCAUCCUCAGCGGAUGCAGCAGCGGCGCCUCCCCCGCCACCUGCUCAAGCGAUGGCGUUUGAUCGCGAGCCCUUCAUCUUGUGA